GCGUAAUAUUAACGUUGUUUCCUCUCUUUGAUUUUCUAGUCUUUCAAGUGUUUCUACAGAGAAUUAGACUUAGACUUAAACUUAUCAAGUAUUUUAGCAACUUUCAUAGUUUAAUAUUUUGCUAUUUAAGUUGUGGUAGAUUGAAGUUUUAUAUUAUCUAAGUUUACAAAUAUGGCUCUUGGAGGUGGUGCUAGUUGCAAAGAACUUGUAGAAUCAUGGCCAAAUAUUACAAGAUUUGACACAACAAAGACACUGCUAGAGAAAAGUAUUACAUGUAUUGGUGAAAAGUUUCAAAAGUCUUCAGUCCAUGGUGUUCAUGAGUUGCUUGAGUGUCCAGUUUGCAAGAAGUCUAUGCAUCCUCCAUUUUACCAGUGUCCAAAUGGCCAUACACUAUGCACAAACUGCAAAAUUGGAGCACAAAAUUGCUGUCCUACUUGCCAAGUUGAACUUGGAAAUAUAAGGUGCUUAGCCUUAGAGAAAGUAGCUGAGUCACUGGAAUUGCCCUGCAGACAUCAAAAUCUUGGCUGUCACAAAAUAUUAGCUUACUAUCGAAAGCUCAAACACGAAAGGCAUUGCAAAUUUAGGCCUUAUAAUUGUCCUUACGCUGGAUCAGAGUGCUCGAUAAAAGGAGACAUUCCAACACUCAUAUUGCAUCUCAAGGAGGAUCACAAAGUUGAUAUGCACACGGGAUGCACAUUCAAUCAUCGGUAUGUUAAAUCGAAUGCCCAGGAAGUUGAGAAUGCAAUAUGGAUGCUCACAGUUUUCGACUGUUUUGGGGGACAGUUUGUCUUGCACUUUGAGGCGUUUUUACUAGGUAUGACACCGGUUUACAUGGCAUUUCUACGAUUCAUGGGAGAGGACAACGAGGCUGAAGUGUUCAACUAUAGUCUAGAAGUUGGUGGUUUUGGCCGUAAGUUAACAUGGCAAGGUGUUCCUAGGAGUAUCCGAGAUAGCCAUAGAAAAGUUCGCGACUGUCAAGAUGGACUUAUUAUUCCGAGAAGCUUAGCAAUUUUCUUCUCUGGUGGAAACGGGGAAGAGCUUACGUUGAAGGUCAUAGGUCGUAUAUGGAAGGAGCAUUCGACUAGUUAACAGUGCCUAGGCAAUUGUAUAGUGUUCGACUUUUCAGUAUCUCUCAAGUAUAUCAUAGUUUUCCUUUUUGAAUAUAUGUUGUAUAUCAUCAGUCUCAGGAUCGAUUAUGAAGAUAAUGGGUGUGUUUGGUACGAGGGAAAAUAUUUUCCUACGUACCAAACACAACCAACAUGUAAGUUGGAAGUCAUACUCCCAACUCUGAUGUAAAAGAUACUAGUACUAAUUUGAAUGAAAUAAAAUUGAUUUAUUUUCUUGAUCCA
This is a messenger RNA of Capsicum annuum, 1349 nucleotides long. Its product is annotated as E3 ubiquitin-protein ligase SINAT2. Gene Ontology annotation, molecular function: protein binding; ubiquitin protein ligase activity; zinc ion binding. Gene Ontology annotation, biological process: multicellular organism development; ubiquitin-dependent protein catabolic process. The coding region runs from base 172 to 1089 and encodes 305 amino acids. The transcript has 3 exons. Gene Ontology annotation, cellular component: cytoplasm. The record is from RefSeq and is a predicted model, not a curated record. NCBI's taxonomy places the organism in Eukaryota, Viridiplantae, Streptophyta, Magnoliopsida, Solanales, Solanaceae.